AUGGAGAAUCCUCUGAGCAGCGUCAGUGACUCUCUCAGGAUGGUUCUUAUUGGGAAAACUGGAGUUGGGAAAAGUGCAGUAGGAAACACCAUCUUAAUGGAGAAGCUUUUUCAUUCAUCAGUCUGUGCUGCCUCAGUGACGACAGUGUGUAAGAGAGGAACAGGGAAGGUUCAGGGCCAAAAACUGGAGGUUAUUGAUACUCCAGGUCUGUUUGACAUCAAUCUGAGUCAAGAGAAGUUGGCGGCGGAAAUCGCUAAGUGGUUCGCAUACGCUGCUCCUGGACCUCAUGUGUUCCUGAUCAUCCUCAAGGCAGACAGAUUCACCAAAGAAGAAGAAGAAACAGUGAAAAUCCUUCAGGAGCUGUUUGGAGAACAGGCUGCACAUUACACCAUGACCCUGUUCACCUAUGGAGACGAUCUGGAGGCAGACGGCGUUGCCAUAGAAAACGUCAUUCGUGAAAAUAAGGAUCUCAGCGACUUCCUCGAUCAGUGCAAAGGAGGAAACCAUGUUUUUAACAACAGAAAUGAAGAUCCUGCUCAGGUCCAUGAGCUGCUGGACAAGAUCAACACAAUGGUUGAGAGAAAUGGAGGAAGCUACUACACCAACGAGAUGUUCCAAGAGGCUGAGAAAGCCGUGGAAAAAAGGAUGAAUGAGCUUCUGAUGGAUAAACCACAGAGGGACCGGGAUGACGCAAGAACUGAAGCAAAAGAAUAUGUGGCAGGAAAUGGAAAUGUUUCCUUAGUCCUUUCUGGAGCAAUAGUUGGAGGUUGCAUUGGAGCUAUUGUUGGAAUCAUUGGAGUAGCUGCUGGACCUAUUGGAGCAGGUGAAGAUCCUCUGAGGGACAGAUCGUGA
Limanda limanda (common dab) is the source of this 852-nucleotide messenger RNA. RefSeq names its product GTPase IMAP family member 9-like. The transcript is spliced from 3 exons. The coding region runs from base 1 to 852 and encodes 283 amino acids. Gene Ontology annotation, molecular function: GTP binding. The record is from RefSeq and is a predicted model, not a curated record. Lineage: Eukaryota; Metazoa; Chordata; Actinopteri; Pleuronectiformes; Pleuronectidae.